Molecule: messenger RNA, 2106 nt
Organism: Daldinia decipiens
Lineage: Eukaryota; Fungi; Ascomycota; Sordariomycetes; Xylariales; Hypoxylaceae
Product: major facilitator superfamily domain-containing protein
Exons: 6
Coding region: 132-1916 (594 amino acids)
Biological process (GO): transmembrane transport
Molecular function (GO): transmembrane transporter activity
Source: RefSeq, a predicted model, not a curated record
CAGUAUUAAGGCGCCCCCAACCGGGGCUGAGACAACCAACACUUAGGUACCUAGGCUUUUACCUAUAAAGCAUCCUCUCUUCUCUAUAAUAGCUGUAGGUGUCCGCACUUCACCGCCAGAUCACAUACAUCAUGGCAUCGACCAUGGCGAUAGAGAUAGAAACAAUCACUGCGCCUCAAAGCGCCGUCGUCACACCCAGUGAACCAUCUGGCUGGGACUCCAACGACGGCCCAGCGUCCACAGCACCGCUAACCUCGACAACACGUGUCGACCAUUCUCUCAGCGACGAUGCGCCCACCAACAGAAAGCCCUCAGUCGCGAGCACGGCCUUUAUCAUGCUGCCUCUAUGCCUCUCGACACUUCUCUCCGCCCUCGACAUUACCAUCGUUAUACCUGCCAUCCCCACCAUCGUUGGCUCCCUCGGCUCCGUCGCGGGCUACACCUGGAUCGGCAGCGCUUUCAUUCUCGCCAGCACGGCCACGACCCCUUUGUGGGGCACCGUCGCUGACAUCUGGGGGCGCAAGCCCAUCAUACUCUUAGCCAUCGCCAUCUUCCUCGGCGGGAGCUUGCUGUGCGCCUUGGCACCCGAUAUGGACGCUUUAAUUGCCGGCCGCGUGGUCCAGGGCUUAGGGUCUGCCGGCAUGGGCACCAUGGUCAAUGUCAUCAUAUGCGAUUCUUUUUCCGUGAGGGAUCGCGGUCUUUAUCUGGGCAUCACGUCGCUGGCCCACGCUCUGGGAAGCGCCAUCGGCCCCCUCGUUGGCGGUGCCUUAACAGACAAGGCUGAUUGGAGAUGGUGUUUUUGGAUCAACUUGCCAAUAGGUGGGACUGUCUUGGUCAUACUCCUCUUCUUCUUGAAGGUAGCGAAUCCCGGUACACCUAUACUUGCCGGGCUUAAGAAGAUAGAUUGGGCGGGUGGUUCUCUCGUUAUGGGAUCAGUCUUGAUGGUACUGCUAGCCCUGGACUUUGGCGACGUUGUCUUCCCAUGGUCAUCUGCCACUGUCAUCUGCCUGUUAGUCUUUGGCGUCGUCUGCGGAGCAUUGUUCGUCGUGAACGAGUGGAAAUUUGCCAAGGAGCCUAUCAUUCCGCUUCACCUCUUCUCACGCAAAUCUUCGGUUGCUGCGUAUGGCGUGUACGUCUUCAACUUCUACGUCUUCAUCGGGAUGUUGUACUAUUUGCCGCUGUACUCGCAAGCCGUGCUUGGCGCUAAUGCUUUAGACUCGGGCAUUUACAUCAUUCCUCUAAUCGUGGCAAGCUCACUUGCAGCCGCUUUUGUCGGCUUUUUCAUUCAGAAGACGGGGAGAUAUCUCGGCAUCAUGUACAUUGGACAGUUCCUGAGCAUACUAGGAGUUGGACUUCUCGUUUAUUUGCCAUUCGAGAAGAGUCUUGCUCGGCUCUUCAUCUUCGAGAUCUUGGUCGGGGUAGGUUGUGGUAUGAACAUUGAACCGCCUCUCAUUGCAGUACAAGCUGUCAAUUCUGAGCGUGACAGUGCAGCUGUCGUGUCUAGUAUGAAUUUUGCGCGCUCCAUCGCCAUCGCCGUUUCCAUCGUCGUCGGUGGAGUUAUUUUUCAGAAUGAGAUGGCGGCCGCUAAUCCAGGGCUCGUCACGCAAAUUGGUGCUGAAUUGGGUCGACAGUUUAAUGGUGAUCAAGCUUCGGCUAAGGUAGAAGUUAUUAAUGAGCUGCCAGAUCAACAACAGGGCGUGGUACGACAAGCUUACUUCCACUCCCUCAGGGAUGUGUGGAUCAUGUACGUAGCAUUUUCAGGUUUGUCGUUGUUGCUUAACGUAUUUGUACGCGCACACCAUCUUAGCACCGAGAAUAAAGGGGCUGUGUUAGGUGCUGAUCGUGAGAAGACAAUCGGCACUGAUGAUAAUGUGGAGCUGAGACGGCGAUUACCAGACAUAAUGUUAGAUAAUUAAGCAUCCCUUAUAUAGAUGUCCAAAACCGUGCCAGGAUGGCCUUGACUAGUGGUUAUGGUUCUUAUAGAUAAAAAGUUCAGAGGAGCUCAGGUUCAUUGACAGCAAUGCUCACCGAUCAGGGCAACUUUCAAGUGAUGCAUAUAUACGUUGCUCUCUUCUAAUACAUUUAAUAUAUUUUUAUCUACUAGAA